UAAGCAAAGCUUCAGUUGACUGACCGGUCGUGGUCGAGCAUAUACUUCGGUUUAUUUUUUUCUCUUCAAAUACAAUAUUGUGCUGAUUGAAAUAUUCGGAAAUUUGUGUAGUUUUUUUUUAAUUUUUUCAAAAAUGGAAAAGUGUUCCUUGAUCGCAAUAUUUGCGGUCUUCAAUUUGUUUGCAUCGAUUGAAGCCGCUCCACGAGCUCUUGAUGCUACCGAAUUGAAGAAUUUGAGUGCAAUCGCCAAUAUUGAAACGCCCGUUCGAUAUGAUGGUGCACAACUUUGGAGUGUGAAUUUUGCUGACGAAUUCAGCAAACGUGUGGUCAUCGGUUUAAAGAGAAAUUUCGAUGUGGCACUGUGGAGUACAAAUGGUUCAGAGGUGGAUGUCUUUUUGAAAAAAGAUGCUGUCGAUGGAGUACGUCAAGUGUUAACUGACAAUAACAUUCGAUAUACAAUUCUCAUCGCCGAUAUGCAGAAGCAAAUUGAAACCGAGAAUCCACCGCAAGAGGAAAUCGAAGCGCUCCAAAACCGAAACGGUCAUCGUUUAACAUGGCGUGCGUACCAUCGACUCAGUGAUAUCUUCUCGUACUUGGACUAUUUGGUUGCAACAUACCCUGACUUGUGUUCAAUUCAAACCAUUGGAUAUUCGCACGAAAGACGACCAUUAAAAGUUUUAAGAAUAUCGGAUGGAAAUCCGAAAAAUAAGGCAAUUUGGAUUGAUGGUGGUAUUCAUGCGCGUGAAUGGAUCAGUCCGGCAUCGGUAACAUACUUUGUGAAUGAUUUGGUGGAAAAUUGGGACGAUCAGCCGUCAUAUAUUCGUAGCAUAACUUGGUAUGUUUUACCGGUGCAUAAUCCAGACGGGUAUGAAUACACACACCGAUCCGAUCGAUUGUGGCGUAAAAAUCGCAGUGGUGGAAAUACCGGUCGUUGUGGUGGUGUCGAUUUGAAUCGAAACUAUGGAUACAAAUGGGGAGGCAAAGGAACUUCAGCAAAUCCAUGCCAGGAAAUUUAUGCCGGACGCGGUGCUUUCUCCGAGCCUGAAACAGCAGCUGUCAAACGAUUCUUCGAUAAUAAGCGUGAAAACUUCUACGCAUUCUUGACAUUUCACAGUUACGGUCAAUACAUUUUGCAUCCAUGGGGCUAUGAAGAUGUUGUACCACCCGAUUACAAAGACUUGGAACGUGUCGGCAAAGAAGGUGCACAGAAUAUGAGAAAUCUAGACAAUCAAGUUUACACGGUGGGACCGUCGGCGGCAUUACUGUAUCCAGCUGCGGGUGGCUCGGAUGAUUGGGCCAAAAGUAUUGGCAUUAAAUACAGUUACACAAUCGAAUUGCGUGACAAGGGCCGUUAUGGUUUUGUUUUGCCUGCCCAAUACAUUGAGCCUACGGCCAAAGAGGCUUGUACAUUUGUUCAUACUGUAUCGCGUGCGGUGGCCAACAUUCGUCGAUCCGAUGAAUAGAAGGCUGUUGCAAUUCCGCUAAUCAUUAAUCGAUCAAGUUGAAAACACAGAAACAAAAAAAAACUUUCAAUGCAAUAACAAGUUUUCCAACUGUGCAUUUGGCGUAGGAAAUUAAAUCCCCGAAGCCAAGCCAAGCCAAGCCAAAACAAAAACAACAAAAAAGUAGUAUGCUUGGAUCUAAUUGUAGCCAAUCCCAUAUUAAUUUAUUAUAUUUUGAUGUAGAGAAUAAAAUGAAACCCAUAUGAUAUAAACACGAAACUUACGCAUUUU
Molecule: messenger RNA, 1732 nt
Organism: Sitodiplosis mosellana (orange wheat blossom midge)
Lineage: Eukaryota; Metazoa; Arthropoda; Insecta; Diptera; Cecidomyiidae
Product: carboxypeptidase B-like
Exons: 5
Coding region: 134-1462 (442 amino acids)
Biological process (GO): proteolysis
Molecular function (GO): zinc ion binding; metallocarboxypeptidase activity
Source: RefSeq, a predicted model, not a curated record